Messenger RNA from Sebastes umbrosus (honeycomb rockfish), 5644 nucleotides. It is a transcript of the gene hdac5, whose product is annotated as histone deacetylase 5. The transcript has 28 exons. The coding region runs from base 1343 to 4756 and encodes 1137 amino acids. Lineage: Eukaryota; Metazoa; Chordata; Actinopteri; Perciformes; Sebastidae. Gene Ontology annotation, molecular function: histone deacetylase activity. Gene Ontology annotation, biological process: negative regulation of transcription by RNA polymerase II; chromatin organization. The record is from RefSeq and is a predicted model, not a curated record. Gene Ontology annotation, cellular component: histone deacetylase complex.
AUUCAGCAGCUCAAAGAGCGUCACACUCCCGCGUACACACACACUCACACACAUACACGGCGGUGACUCUCAGACAGUGAAUAUUAGCCGUCUGACCAGCAGCUGUUUCUGGUCGCUCGACUCCGCAGCCCCCUUCUUGUGUGUGUUUUUUCUCGAGGGAUAAAGAGGACAACGUGUGAUCUCUGGCUGUUCAUUUUUUUUCUGGGAGGAUUCUAACUCGUCUUCUUCCAGUCCAGUCCUUCCUCUCCUCACAUUUCCUCCUUUUUUUUAUUAUCAUACCACUCUGUCUCCCUCCUCUUCCUUCCAUUUCCCUUCUCUCUCUGUCAUUCUCUCAGCGCUUCGUUCUAAUUUUGGAAGCAUGGAACCUCGGGGAGCGCUCUCCCAAAGCUAUUUACGUCCUCGCCUCUCCUCCUCUUCCUCCUCCUCCUCCUCCUCCUCCUCCUCUCCUCUCCCUCUCGUCGGCCAGGAGGAGAACAGCAUGAGGAUCCUUUGAUGCAGCCGAGCAGGGGAAUUCUGCUUCUCCUCUUCUCUGUGUUUUUGUUGCUGUGUUGUUAGCUGUAGCGGCCGAUCCCCUCCCAUCACUUCUUAUGGAAAUGCACAGUUUCACAGGCGAUACACGGCGACGGGAGUUCACCGAUCACCUCCUGGUCUCGGUUUUGCUCGUGCAAUUUGGUUGGAGGAGACUCAGAGAGGGUUUCGUUGCACCAAAGGAAACUUUUUUCUUCCAUCUUCUUGCAACACACCAGCCACUGUCACUGUUUGAGGAACCAGCAAAGUGCUCCAGGUGAUGUAGACAAGACCAACUGACCAGAAAGUCACAUUUCAGGGUCCUUGCGAAGUCUGUACCUAAACUUGACUUUGAUUUUGAUUCAAGCCAAGCAGAGGGAAGGUUUCUGAUACCUGCAACCCGAGGCUACAACAUUAGAAAAGAGGAUUUUUUUGUCCCUAAGUGUCAGUGACUGGUCAUCACAGCACAAACAAAAGCUCUGGGAAAACUGAAAGGUGGAGGCUACCUGCAAAAAUCUGCCUAAACUGGAUUACACAAUAAAAGCACAGAGGAGUUUUCUGCGUUCCCUUUGGGAAUUUUUGACGGAAUUCAUGGUAAUUUUUUGAAAGAUCAUAUUACAAUACAAGCACAGAAAACAUUUGGAAGUUUUUGAAUUUAACCGGUUAUUCAUUUCAUCCCAGAAUGAGUAAUCCAUGAUUCAAUAUUUUUGAAAGCAUCUUUCAGUGUUUGUGUCGUCCUUGGCAACUCGAAUCCUAAACCGAGCCAUGCCGAUAUCUCGGAACUGACUGGUGUGUUUUUUUCGUGACAAAAUCGAGCGCUGCCUCUUGUCUUGGCAUGCUGUUGCAUCCCACGGUGUCAGGAUUGUGCGCCAUGUUGCAGACCAUCUAUGAGACUGAGUCCUGUUUUUCCUCCGCCAGCACAGACAGCCACCACCAGCCUCUGGAGCUCCUGAGCGGCAACAGGGGCUCCAGCGCUGCCAUGCCCACCGCCGUAGUGGAGGUGAAGAGCAGCCUCCCAUCGGGCAUGCAGAGCCCAGUAGGAACAGCAAGUGAGCUGAGAGGAGGAGGUGGAGAAGGAGGUGGGGAUCCAGGAGAAGGCCCAGGAGGAGGAGGCCCAGUGGAUCUGCGGACAGAGCCCAGGGUGGGCUCUCUGUCUGGGGGUGCGGUGGGGGUGGACACAGCCAUGAGGGAGCAGCAGCUCCAGCAGGAACUGGUGCUGCUCAAACAGCAGCAGGAACUCCAGAAACAGCUGCUGUUUGCAGAGUUCCAGAAAAAACACGAAGUGCUCACGAGACAACACGAGGUCCAGCUGCAGGAGCACCUGAAGCAACAACAGGAGCUGCUGGCAGCAAAGCGGCAGCAGGAGCUGGAGCAGAAGAGGAAAGUGGAGCAACAAAGACACGAAGAGCAGGAGAAGCAUCGACUGGAGCAACAGCUGCUGCUGCUGAGGAACAAGGAGAAAGGCAAAGAGAGUGCCAUUGCCAGUACAGAGGUGAAGCUGAAGCUGCAGGAGUUCCUUCUCAAUAAGAAAGAGCCUGGCAUCGGCGGACUGAACCAUUCCUUCUCCCCAAAGUGCUGGGGAGCCCAGCACAUCUCCCUGGAGCAGGGCUCUCCUCCGCAGUGUAACACCCCAGGAACGCCUCCCUCCUACAAACUGCCCCCGCUGCUGGGGAACUACGAGGGCAAAGACGACUUCCCGCUCCGCAAGACAGUCUCCGAGCCCAACCUGAAGGUGCGUUCACGGUUGAAGCAGAAGGUGGCGGAGAGGCGGAGCUCUCCACUCCUCCGCAGGAAGGAUGGAACCGUUAUCAGCACCUUUAAGAAGAGAGCCAUAGAGAUAUCAGUCUCCUCUCUCUGUAAUAGCGCUCCAGGUUCAGGUCCCAGCAGUCCCAACAGUUCCAACUCGGCUAUCGCCAACGGCAACACGGGUUCGGUCCCCAACAUACAGACUGAGCUGAGAUCUCUCCAUCAGACGCUGGGGGCUGAUGGGACAAUGAGUCCUCUGAAUCUCUACACUUCGCCCUCCUUGCCCAAUAUCUCCUUGGGCCUCCCUGCCAACUCACACAUCACGCCCAACCAGGCGCUGUCUGCCCAGCAAGAGGCUGAGCGUCAAGCCAUCCAAUCGCUGCGAGGAGGCGGAGCUCUAACAGGGAAGUUUCUCUCCACAUCCUCCCUACCUGCCGGGGUGGUGCAUGAGAUAGAGACGCAGCCCCCCAGCUCUCAUUCUGCUCAUUCCUCGUUAUUGCAACAUGUGCUACUGCUGGAGCAGGCCAGACAACAGACUGCUAUGCUAGCUGUCCCCAUGUACAGCCAGUCGCCGCUGGUUACGGCAGAGAGAGGCGUGUCCAGCGGCAUGCGGGCGGUCAACAAGUUGCCUCGCCAUCGGCCGUUGGCUCGGACCCAGAGUGCACCUCUGCCCCAGUCUCCCCAGGCCUUGCAGCAGCUGGUCGUCCAGCAACAACACCAGCACUUCCUGGAGAAACACUACAAGAUGCUAUCGAAGGGGGCAGAGCUUCCCAGGCCGCCGCCCACCCACCCAGAGGAGACGGAGGAGGAGCUAACAGAGACCAAUGACAUGCAGGAGGAUGACGAAGGGGCGAGCCUUCACAGGCUUCAGAAGGAGGGGUCAGACGACAGCACGCCUUCCUCCGAGCGACUAGGCAUGCACGUGAAGGGCGAGGAGGAGUACGGGAGCGUGCAUGUGAAAGGGGAGAGCACGGAGAGCGAGCUGGAUGAAGAAGAAGACGAAGAAGACAUCAUCCAGCUGAGGGAGGGCGAUGAAGACGAGAGGGGGAGCUACACGCAGGCCUUGCAGCAUCUGGGUGUGUUCCAAUCCUCGUUGCCCCACAGACCUCUUGGAAGAGCGCAGUCCUCCCCCGCAGCCACCGUCAAUCCCAUCAAACACCUCUUCACCACCGGGCUUGUAUAUGACAGUCUGAUGUUGAAGCAUCAGUGUGUGUGUGGCAAUGCUCACAUCCACCCAGAGCAUGCUGGGAGAGUGCAGAGCAUCUGGUCCAGACUGCAGGAGACAGGGCUGCUGAACCGCUGCGAGAGGAUUCGGGGGCGUAAAGCGUCUCUGGAUGAGAUCCAGUCUGUCCAUUCAGAGUUCCACACUCUGCUGUAUGGAACCAGUCCGCUGAAUCGACACAAACUGGACCACAAGAAGCUGCUGGGUCCAAUCAGCCAGAAGAUGUAUGCUGUCCUUCCCUGUGGAGGAAUAGGGGUGGACAGCGACACCGUGUGGAAUGAGAUGCACUCGUCGGCGGCAGUCCGCAUGGCGGUCGGCUCCGUCAUCGAGCUGGCCUUCAGAGUGGCAGCGGGGGAGCUGAAGAACGGCUUUGCAGUGGUGCGUCCACCAGGUCACCACGCUGAGGAGUCCACCGCCAUGGGGUUUUGUUUCUUCAAUUCAGUAGCCAUCACUGCCAAGCUGCUGCAACAGAAACUGGGAGUGGGCAAGAUCCUCAUUGUGGACUGGGACAUUCACCAUGGCAACGGCACCCAGCAGGCCUUCUACAGUGACCCCAACGUCCUCUACAUCUCCCUCCAUCGCUACGACGACGGAAACUUCUUUCCUGGCAGUGGAGCUCCUGAGGAGGUGGGAUCAGUUGCAGGUGUUGGUUUUAAUGUGAACAUAGCGUGGACUGGAGGAGUAGAGCCACCUAUGGGUGAUGUGGAGUACCUCACUGCCUUUAGGAGCGUAGUGAUGCCCAUCGCCCAGCAGUUCAGUCCAGAUGUGGUUCUGGUGUCUGCGGGCUUCGACGCAGUGGAGGGUCAUCAGUCUCCUCUGGGAGGAUACAAUGUCUCCGCCAAGUGUUUCGGUCAGCUGACGCAGCUGCUGAUGGAUCUGGCGGGUGGGCGCGUCGUUAUGGCGCUGGAGGGCGGUCACGACCUCACCGCCAUCUGCGACGCAUCGGAGGCCUGCGUCUCUGCGCUCCUGGGAGACCCGUGUGACUCUGUGUUUCAGUGGCCUCAGGAGAAGCCAUGUCCAAAAGCUUGGGCCUCACUGGAGAGAGUAAUAGAGAUCCAGAGUAUACACUGGUCUUGUCUCCAGAGUUUGUCUCAGACGAGCGGCCACUCGCUAUUGGAUAGCCCCCUGGGGGCUCAGGGCCAAUCGGAGAAGGACGAGGCAGAAACGGUCAGCGCCAUGGCCUCCCUUAGCGUCGAUGUCGAGCAGCCGGGCUCGGAUCCCGACAACACAGAAACCAGCAGGUCCACAGAGGAGCCGAUGGAAGAAGAGCCCGUAUUGUAGGAAGAACUUAAACGAGAACCGCACAAAUAUUCACCUCCUUCUGGCACCUCCUCUUCCCGCUACAGAGUGUGUGUAGGUACACACACACACACUCUCACACACACACACACACGGAGUGGAAUUGUGCUGUUGUGGAGGACUCUUGGUUGAGGAGAACAUUAUGGUGGCAGGAGGAGAAGGCGGGGGGACUGUGAUAAAGAAGGACACAUCUCUUUUCUACUGGUUCAUCAGCCCGAAGGAGGAGCAGACGACUUGUUUGGCAUCUCCAUGGAAACCAGAGGAGGAGGGGGGGUCAGCAAGGAGACACGUCUUGUAAACCUGCAUACCUGUACACAGUAACCACUGAAGUUCUGCCUUCCACCUCACAAUCAUUCUUCUCUUUCUAUUUCGUCCCUACUCCUCUGUUUUCCACAGCGGGGGACGAUAACUGUGGAAAAAAAGUUUGGAUAAUAAUGACAUGCAGGGCUGGAAGUUUGAAUCCCGUCGAAAUGUCAGACACCGAGAGGACGACUUGUCUUCUCGUCUGUCGGCGAGACACGCUGAGCGAACGCGGGGUCGGCCGGCGAAGGAGGAGCAAAAAUGAACAGAGGAGGAGGAGGAACUAGGUGCCUUUUUUCAAAAAACGUCCAAUCACAAACACCACAAAACAACACCACCGCCGCAGCACCUCAGCAAACCAACCAGCCAAUCAGGACUGAAGAAACACACCGAUGCACACGCUCACACUGCUGUCGUUUCAUUUCGGAGUCUUUGUUUCUUCAUCUGGAUGCCUUAAUUUGUUCACUAUUCAGCAACCUUGAGAGAGAGAAUCACGAGAGUUGAUAUAAAUAUAUAUAUAUUCAGAAAUGUAUUGAAACUGCUAAGAAUUGUAUUUUUUUUUUUUUUUUU